UAAUACCAGAAUAGGCGACCAUGUUAUGAGGUGAAAAUAUUUGAGGAAUUGAUUGAAGUGAUUUUUCAUAGUUGUCAGUCUUUUUUAUCAUAAAGUGACUGAGUUGUUUUGAAAUCCUAAAUUAAAUCAGUUCUGUGAUUUAAAAAAAACAAAACAGCUUAAUUACAGCAAAUAUCAAUUUGUCUCACUCCGUAUCUUUCUCUCAGACACACCCACACAAAAUAAACCAAGGCAUCUGGCCAGAAACUAUCCAACACUGCGAUGUGAUUGUAAAUGCAGGAGGUGUAUUUUUGUUUUAUCAUUAUGAGUACAGGGUAUCCUUGAAGCCUGCUUUCCUAAUGUAGACACUAGGUGGCGAUCUCGACCUUUCAAACCACUCACUAACAGGGAAUUAAAAAAAACACACACACACACACACAUACACAUACACAUACACACAGGGGUUUUUUGGAUUAACAUCAACUAUUUGCUUGGAUUCGUAAAUUCUCGGGUACAUACGAAUACUUGGUCAUACAUAAACAUGAAGUGCAUUAUAUUUAAACAUAUGCUGUGUUUUUUAAAAUGUUAAUAAUAAAGAGCUAUAAUUUGUUGCGUGCGCCCCACAGUAAUUAUAGAGAGGAAGCUUGAGAAAGCCGGAGUCCAGCCAGCUGCAUGGGUUGAGCAAUGUAGUGCUGAGAAUCCAUCACAGAAACAAACCGCCCCCUCCCACUCCGAUGCCCCCGCUUCAGAUGCAACUCUAAAUACAUGAAGCCUCCAUGUUGCACAGGGAAUGUAGGGCCAGCUGAUGUGAACUGUUUGCCUGAAAGUGGACGCUAACUUUACCGUUGUACAACUUGCGUCUGAUUCAUGUUUUUCGGGACAAGAAGAACAACCCUCUGACCGACGGGGCUAACCUGGUGUUUGCACCGUUGUUCCAGACGCGGCCUCACGGAGCUUUACAGCUAACUCGCUAACCCAGGCUACCUGCUAACUUCAGCUAGUGAGCGACUCAGCGGCGGUUGUUUUUUAUUUUUGUUUUUUUGCUUUUUUUUGUCGUUGUUACCCACAAAAAAUACUUAUCUGCAGCGAUGGUAUUUUUUUGCGGAGAGCCGUAAAUGACAGCCGCUCAUUGGCUUCCAUUCACCACCGUGCUAGCUGGCUGGCUACCCCCGCUGCCACAGCGCCUCGCCUCGGACGGUUGCCGGGCUUUGUGGGCUAGCUGGUCAUCUUAAACAGCUAGCUAACUGUAGCUAGCAAGCGAAGCAAGCCGACAAAACAAAAGAGGAAUAACCACCCGUCUAAAUGGACCACAUGUCCAUAAUAACCCAAGUUUCCAACCCCAAGGAGGAGGAAAUAAUAUCCUAUAACCAGGAGAAAGCAUCCCAGUCCAACAGCAGCCUAAAGAAGCAGAGGAGCCGCAGCAUCUUCAGCUCAUUCUUCUGCUGCUUCCGCAACUACAAUGUGGAGCCGCCAGCCACCAAUACCAACACCAGCUCCCUGCCUCCACCUGUUGAGGAGAACGGAUCGCCUCCCAAGUGUGACCAGGUCGAGGUCAUCCCUGUCCCUAGUCCACCAGCCAAAUACCUCCUACCAGAGAUGAAAAUAUCUGACUAUGGCAAAAAGUGUGUUGUGAUUGACUUGGAUGAAACGCUCGUCCAUAGCUCAUUCAAGCCCAUCAGCAAUGCUGAUUUCAUAGUUCCAGUGGAGAUCGAUGGUACCGUUCAUCAGGUGUAUGUGCUGAAACGACCCCACGUGGAUGAGUUUCUUCAAAAGAUGGGAGAGCUAUUUGAAUGUGUGCUGUUUACAGCCAGUCUUGCCAAGUAUGCAGACCCUGUGGCAGACCUGCUGGACCAGUGGGGUGUGUUUCGAGCACGACUCUUCAGAGAAUCCUGCGUUUUUCACAGAGGGAACUAUGUUAAAGACCUCAGCCGGCUGGGACGAGAGCUCAGCAACGUCAUCAUUGUUGACAAUUCACCUGCCUCUUACAUUUUCCACCCAGAAAACGCUGUCCCAGUCCAGUCCUGGUUUGACGAUAUGAAUGACACAGAGCUCCUGGACCUGCUGCCUUUCUUUGAGGGACUCAGCAAAGAAGAAGAGGUUUACGGAGUCCUUCAGAAUCUAAGAAGCAGGUAGCAGGACACACCACAGCACCGCCUGUGCUCUCCAUCCUCCUCUCUGUCGAUCUCUGCCCCUCUCCACACCACGUCUCUCAGACUCAGGCAGAUCCUCCCACACGCGCCCCUCUUGUCUCUGCCCCAAGGGGACGCCUCGGAGUCUCACUGUGGAAACCUUCUGUUCCCCCGUCUCCGCUCUCAUCUCCUGGUGACUGGCUGCCUUCUGAGUGCCAUCAGAAAAAAAAAAAACAAACACUUAAUAUCCCAGGAGCACUGUGUUUCACAAAAACCACACCAGAAAGUGUACAGAGCAUCCUAAGUUGAUAGUAUUGGGGACAAAAUGCUAAGAGGAAUGAACUCUGGUCUUUAUUUUCAAACCAACAAAGUUUUACUAUUUGGUGAAGUGCUUAUUUUAAAACCAAAAAAAAAAAAAAAACAACUUUUCGUCUGAAACUUCUUUUGUGGUACCACACAAAAGUCUGAAAAGAUUUUGUCCUUGUAUUGUUGCUAUGCAGGCAGUUUCUGGUAGUAGAAAGGACUGUGAUUCUCUUUUCUUACUGAAUGAAGUGCCUUGUGUGAAUGUUGUUUAUAUGGGGAGAUAUUUUGUACAUGGCAUAUUUCCAGAGUACUUCAGUCUUUUCACACACAAUAUGCUUUAAAGUGGACACAGAAGUAUCUACAUAAAAGUUUUACUUUUGUUUAUUUUUUUGAUCAUCAAACGCUGGGUAAAUGUCUCCAUAUUAUUCUUUUUUUCCCAGUAUGCUUGUGCCAUUAUAUAGAUGUGACUUUGUUUCUUUCUGCUUUCAUUAUGCAUAGAACUAGUUAAUUUGUUUUAGGCAAAGGAGUACGUUUGCAAUUGUGAACCUUAAACCCCACCUACAAGUCAUUCUUUACAUUUGAUGGUUUUGAUCUGAAAGCUCAGAUAAAAUGUGCCAUUUAUUUUUCUGUCUCUCCCACUUUACUCCCCCUUUUCUCAUUUUAUUAUUUGCCAAAUAAGGACGAUAUUUUUUAACAGGCUUCAUAUCUUUAACAGGGGUUCAGCUACAACUGUUAAACCAUUAGUAGUGAGUAUAGCAUUAUAGGUUUUAUUAAUUUGACAAAUAGGUGUCAAAUUCAUGUGUAUGUUUUUAAUGUUUUGAGGUUCUUUGUCAUGUCAUGCUUAUCAUACGGCUAGCUUUAAGCCUACAUUUAAAGUUUUUUUUGUUUUGUUCUUGUUUUUUGGCACACAUAAGUGGUGCAGCUUCACCCACAGGGGAUGAUCUUUCUCCAGAAUUGUGCACAGUUGCAAAGGUAUCCCUUUUGUUGUUUCAAAUGGUCUGGGAUCUUACAGUGAGUGGGUCGAGUGCCAUGCUUCUUUUUUUUUUUUUUUCUUCAUGAGGUUAGUGUCUUUAGGGAAUAUAGAAUAGUGUCGGAUCGAGUCUGGACAGAGUUAAAAUCACACCAUGCUCCUCCUGAUUUACAUCCAGUGAUGGUCUGGCCUCGUCCAGCCCUGGUAUGAAACCAGUGGAGACGACGUGUGUGGUGUUUACCUUCCCAGACUCUUUUUAACUGCUCUUCACCUCAGUGCCUAUGUUUGAGAGGAGCCACGCAAACCGAAUGCUGCAACAUUUGCUACCAUGGCAAUAACCUUUUUGGGGGGAGAUCUCCAUCCUAAGUGUUUGGUUUGGGUGUCUAGAGCACUUCACAAGGAUAGCCAGUAUACCAGUAGUUUGGUCGACAGUAGGGCUGGCCCAGUUAUCACAGCGAUUGUCAGUGUUCGCGUAUGAACCUUCAAACUCACAUUUUUCAAAUUGUUUGAUACAAAAACUGGAUAAUUUAGUCCUUUAGUCAUUUUUUAGAAUAAAAUAUAAAUUAUUAGAAUGUCAAAUUUUUUUUUUUUUUUUUUUUUUCAAAAUAAAAUACUGAAACAACUUGAAUGUUGCUCGGUCAAUUUUCGCAACAGCAGCCAAACGACCUUGUAUAGUUACCUUGUAGUUUUCAGCUUGUGUUGUGGAAGAAAGUUAAAAAAAAGGACGCCUUCCAAACCUACAGAUGGGUGCUGAGUCCCGGCCCAUCCAAAUGUUAGGGGCCAGCUCUAAAUGAAACACUACUGGGACACUGCAAAACACUGAAGAACCUCAUCAUGGCAUUGAUGCCUUACUGCCUGCACAGGCACAAAGCAAUGUUUCUUCAUUAAUUCCAAGGUUACAACUACAGGUUUCAGCAUUGUCUCAUUAGUAUUUUCUUUACAGAGUGUAGAACCGGUUCGGCCGUAUAUGUAGACCGUAUAUGGUCAGGUGCGUUAACAUUGUGAAACAAUAAAAUAAAGCAAUGAAGCACGAAAAAUCUGCGGUGCCAUCUCGGGAUUGUACACUCAACAAACCUCAUUUGCUUUGUUGCUUGGUUUAUGGGUCAUGAUGUUAUAUUAAAAAGACCUUCACUACUUCAUAAUUUCCACCUUUUUUUUUCUAGUUGAAAGGCUACUGCUGCUGCUUCAGGCGUAUUAGAAUAUUUUCUUUCUUUUGCAUAAGCAUUUUGAAAACAUUUGUGUUGGUAGUGAGCGUUCUGCUCAUGAUGAUGGUUUCAGUGCAAUGUCCUUUUUAUAAGAAGUGUUUGACCGACUCUUCUCGACCUCUCAAUGAUUACCUUUCUCUGAAGAUGUUUGUAUCAUUGUGAUAUUUUUCUACCUACCUUUUGUCAGUAUUUGGUUUAAAAAGUUGCAUAUUACCCAUUGUAUCCAGCUUUUUUUUUUCUCCCUCUUCCUUUUAGAUCUGUAAUGUCCCCCUCUUGCCUUUGGUAAGAAUUCUCAGUCAGGUCUCGUCUUUCCUAUCAGGGGACAUGUAUGUGUGUGUGUGUGUGUGUGUGCGUGUGUGUGUGUGUGUGUGUGUGUGCGCGUGCACAGGCAUCUUGUUUGUGCUUCCUUACAGGUUUUCUUUGUGUAUCACCUCACUCAUAAUCACACAUUCAUCAUUUUGUAUUGAUUUUAACACCAAAGUUCUAAAACACUUGAGUUUAAGUCACUGUGCUUUUUCUUUGGUUAGUUUUAUUAUUUUGGGGGGGGGGUCAGGUUCUUCACUUUUUUUUUUUUUUUUUUAAACACUUGUCAGGUCUUGUUGGCUUACUUUGAGCGUUGGCAGUGUGUUGUCAUCCUGAGCAUCAGUUUUUUCUUUCUUUCCAUAAUAAAAGGCUUCAUUGAAA
Messenger RNA from Thunnus maccoyii (southern bluefin tuna), 5270 nucleotides. Its product is annotated as CTD small phosphatase-like protein. NCBI's taxonomy places the organism in Eukaryota, Metazoa, Chordata, Actinopteri, Scombriformes, Scombridae. The record is from RefSeq and is a predicted model, not a curated record. Bases 1282 to 2112 code for a protein of 276 amino acids. The transcript is spliced from 8 exons. Gene Ontology annotation, molecular function: RNA polymerase II CTD heptapeptide repeat phosphatase activity.